AAAAGGUCACUCUUCUUUCAUUUCCUUCCCUUUUCUUUCUUUCCUUUCCGCUCGAUCCAAACGCACUCCAAACGGAACUCGAGUGCAUAUCAGAGUUGCAAUGAUAAAAUUCUGGUCUUGUCCAAUACUUCUCUGAAUCGGAAGAAUAAUCUGACAGUAAGAGCGUUGAGAGCAGAGGUACAAAUUCUGGGGAUGGGAGGGAACACCGCCGACGAAGAUUUGCUCCUCAAGAACUUCUUCGCCGAGGUGAGCGAGGUUGAGCGCGGCAACGAAGUCGUCAGGAUCCUUUCGUGCUUCAAGUUAAAUGCAUUCGAGUAUCUUAACCUACCAUUUGAUUCAUCCCCGGAAGAUGUGAAAAAGCAAUACCGCAAGUUAUCUUUACUGGUUCAUCCUGACAAAUGCAACCAUCCGCAAGCGAAGGAGGCGUUUGCUGCAUUGGCAAAAGCACAACAACUAUUACUUGAUCCUCAAGAAAGAGAAUAUCUUCUUAGCCAAAUUAAUGCAGGAAAAGAAGAACUUCGAGCAAAGAGGAAAAAGCAGCUGAAGAAAGACACUGCUUCUAAGAUAAAGUCAUUAGUUGAUGAGGGAAAAUAUGAACAAGAAUUUGAACGAUCAGAUGAGUUUCAGCAGCAGCUAAAAUUGAAGGUUCGAGAACUAUUAACAGAACACGAAUGGCGGAGGAGAAAAAUGCAGAUGAGGAUAUCAGAAGAGGAAGGUAGAUUGAAGAAGGAUGAGGAAGAAGCAAAGGAAGUAUUGAAAAGAAAGCGUGAACAUGAGGAGCAGUGGGAAGGGACAAGAGAACAAAGGGUUUCAAGCUGGAGAGAUUUUAUGAAGGGUGGAAAGAAGGUCAAGAAAGGAGAGAUUCGACCACCAAAACUGAAGACAGAAGACCCAAAUAAAUCUUAUGUUCAACGGCCUGUGAAGCGAGGUUAGACGGCACAUAAGAGCUUUGAUGGCAUUUGCUCAGAUUGACAAUUGAAUUGGUGGAAGUUUAUGAAGGUAUCUAGGGCAGGAUGAUAGGAAGUUUACGACCGUCUGUGCAAAGUCUUGUUGUUCCAUCGGAGGUGCUUGAAACACUGUAUCUUCAACCUCGUUCAGUUAAUCUAUAUCCCUGCAAUCUUGAUAGGACAAUUAAUGUAGAUCAUAUGUUCGAUAUAAGUAGUGUCUCCCAAGUAAGUUGCACUUAAAAUCCAAUAUUCUAGAGGUCACACAGAUACUUUAUGUUAAGAGCUUAUCUGUUUGUAUAAUAUUCCUAUGGUAAAUUAGAAAAUCAUUGAAUAGACUAA
Messenger RNA from Cornus florida, 1286 nucleotides. RefSeq lists its product as uncharacterized. The transcript is spliced from 9 exons. NCBI's taxonomy places the organism in Eukaryota, Viridiplantae, Streptophyta, Magnoliopsida, Cornales, Cornaceae. Bases 193 to 933 code for a protein of 246 amino acids. The record is from RefSeq and is a predicted model, not a curated record.